AGCAGCAGCAGCAGCAGGUCUGUGCGCGCUGCCUGUGCCGGGAAUAGUCCUUUAACCAGGGCUUAAAGUCACAGACUUGUCCUUUAUUGGAUUUUCUGCUCAGAAUUGUCUUGGUUUUUUUGCCUCUCACACAUGACACGACCUCACGGACAUUUUUACACGUGAUAAUUUGGGUUUUUAAUGAUAUAUAUUAUAAUUUGGCCUCACUUUUACGCACCAAACAAACUGGAUUUAGCUGGAGAUCUUUGGGACAGUUGUUUUUUUGGACUGAAACGUGGUCAGUAUGUUCUCACUCCUGCUCGGACUGGUGUGUUAUGGUGCGCUGGGCUCUGGUCAACCUGCGAGCGGCCAGACGGACGAUGGCAAGCGCUACAUUUGCCGCGCGGUGCCGCUCAGUGGAGACGCCAGUUGUCCCGUCACCUUGUUACCGGAGCUGAGCGCCGGGGGCCAAGAAGAGGAGCUGAGGAACACCGUCAUGCAGCUGCGGGAGACCAUUCUACAGCAGAAGGAGACCAUUUCCAAACAGGUCGGCACCAUCAAUGAGCUGACCACCAAGCUGUCCCUGUGCGCCGCAGCCACCGACGGCAGGAGGUACGACAAGGGGGGGACCUGGCUGGGGAAGGAGAAGCAGAACACGAUGGGUGAUGUUCCCAGAGACCCCAACGACACCGUGGAGAGUCUGGGGAAAACCAUGCAGGGGCUCAAAGACCGGCUGGAGAACCUGGAGCAACAGCAGAUGCGCGCCAACGUCUCCGGCGCCUCGUUCCCCAGCGAGCUGCGGGACCUGCUGCAGCGUCGCCUCGGGGAGCUGGAGAAGCAGCUCCUGAAGAAAGUCAGCAGCCUGGAGGAGGAGAAGAGCAUGCUGACCAACGCCACGGCCGCCUACAGGCUGAAGACGGAGAGCGCGCUCAACGCGCUGGUGGAGAGGAUCAGUGAACUGGAGAAAGGAGGAGGAGACUUUAAAUCCCCGGAGCAGUUCAAGCUCUCGCUCCCCCAGCGGACCAACUACCUGUACGGCCGCAUCACCAAGACUCUGCCCGAGAUGUACGCGUUCACACUCUGCAUGUGGAUCAAGUCCAGUGCCAGUCCCGGGAUAGGGACGCCCUUCUCAUACGGGGUGCCGGGCCAAGCCAAUGAAAUCGUGCUCAUCGAAUGGGGCAACAACCCGAUAGAGCUUCUCAUUAACGACAAAGUCGCCCAACUGCCCUUAGAGGUGCGCGACGGGAGGUGGCACCACAUCUGCGUCUCCUGGACGACACGAGACGGCCAGUGGGAGGCUUAUCAAAACGGGGGGAAGUUGGGGAGUGGGGACAACCUGGCGGCCUGGCACCCCAUCAAAUCUGGAGGGGUCAUCAUCCUGGGGCAGGAGCAGGACGUGGUGGGCGGGCGCUUCGACGCCGGACAGGCCUUCGUGGGCGAGCUGAGUCAGGUGAACAUAUGGGACCGCGUUCUGAAGCCGGUCGAGAUCCAGUCAAUGGCCAACUGCAGCUCGUACCUGCCUGGAAACGUGGUCUCCUGGCUGGCGAGCAAUGUGGAAGUAUUUGGGAGGGGAGCGUUCAAGCGGCCUCUGGAGGUGUGUCAGGAGCGGCUGCCCAACGCUUAAAAACUGCCCGUCUGCCGUUUGCGCUCAUUUCCAUCCACUCAGCAUUUUUCUCACUGUGAGGAUGUGUGUGUGUGUGUGUGUGUGUGUAACUGUGUCGUGUUUUCCGCUUUGCACGUUGUGUAUAUUUGGGAGAAACGAGCCUGAUGGGAUUUCUUAAAGGGCCAGUGAGUAAGACUUGGCGAGAAUUAGUGACUCCCUUUCGUAACCACGUCAGGGAACUACGGUGGCCUUCACGUACUUAACUCACAAGUCCAUUCAAGUCUUGAGCAGACAUCUUGAGUCUCAAAAUGAGUCUCACCUUCAGUACUCAUUGUGACAGUGGAUUCACAUGUUUGUGUACAGGUGUGGCACUUGGUGCUAGACGUGGCUAUCAAAGGUUAGCAGAACAGUGUCUGUCAACUGUUUAGCAAGAGUUGCUAACGUUGCUAAAGUCCCAGUGAUCUGAAUCUGUAUGCCACUCCCCUCUUUUUCAGUCUUUGUCGAUUCAUACAUUUGGUUUAUUUGGGCGAUUGUGUACGUAGUGUAGUUAGCUCACACUCAGGCUAAGUGAAUCUCUCUCUCGGCCGCGCUAACACCAGCUGCUAACCUUGACAGUGGCUUUGCCUGAUGCUUAGUGAACUAGUGAAGGUUAUCACGGUUCACUGGGUAGCAAGAGUUGCUAAUGUCGCUAAAGUCAUGGUGAUAUGACGUCCUCCAUGUCCGCCACUCUCAGGCGCACUUUGACGUAGAAGAAAACAAACCUACAGUGGGGAGAUGUAUUAAAUGCAUGAGCGCACAUUUCAUUUGCUAGCACCUGUUGCUAUAUUUGCAAACUGAACAUAUUAAACAUUUUAAAACUGAACAUUUCUCAAUUUAAAGUGCACGAGAAGCAUUUCAGUUGAGUAAGAUGUGAGUCAGCUGUUAAGGCUACAAAAGCUACUUUCGACCAUUUGUACCCACGGUUCUCAAACUGUGGUAAUUGGAUGAAAAUCAGAACUACUUUAUUUACUGUGUAAAUAGGCCUUUGCUUGGACUGCUUACACCACUUUUAACUUUGGUGAUAAUAGUGUUACUUCAAGAGCUUAGUGGUACUUGGUAUGAAAAGAUUGAGAAGCACCGAUUUAAAUCCUAAAUGCACCGUAGUGCUUUGUUGUUACGCGGAGGCUGAGCAAUAAGAGAGUUACAUGCCGUUCUUUUUCUUUCGCCCGCAUUGAUUAAGCUAAUUAAAAACCUUCAGUGACUUUCGUUCACCUUCACCAAAGUGAGAAGGUACGCAGGUACCGCACGCAGGUACUGCAGCUCUACGGCACCAGAGACGCAGACGAGUGUGGAUCAGUCCUGCGUGGGCAUGUGAGCCAGCCGGUGCGUGCUGUGUGGGAGGAAAAGAUUAAAGCUCUUGCCAAUGUUAUUCCUUAACCAGGACAAUGGGCUGAGAGCCAAAAUGAAUGAAGCCUUUCAUCCUGACAGGUUUUUAUUUUCUUGAGAAAAUACACUCUUUAUCUGCCGUGUGGUUCCUGGACUGGUUCUGGUUCUGGUUCUGGUUCUGGAGCAUGUGUUUGCACACAGCUGAAGAGUGGGCAAACUUCCAUCUGCAUGUUUCACAGUGAUACUCGUGAGUCUGCCUUUUGUGUUUCCUCAGCAUGUGUUAAAAAAGGAAAAUAUCCUGUUACAAAGUUAUUUACAGUGUUACAAUUGUGGUGUGAUGUGUCGAGCUGUCUAACUGACUAGCUGUCUAACUGACUAGAUCAAACAUUACAGAACAGUAUCAACAUGUUCAUAUAGUGUCUAUAAAAUCACUAUACACUUCUCUCCUGUAGAUUAUACUACAACAUCUAUUUGAGGGAAAAUAGAGAGUUUAUAUUUAGAACAUCAUUUAACAGUGGAGUUUCUAUAAAAUCGACUUCACUUCAUCUCCUGUAGAUUACAUUAUAACAAGUAUUUGGAGAAAAAAACAUACAUUUUUAUUUAGAAUAUUAGUUAAUAUUGUCUCCAUAAUUCAGUGUAGUGCCUAUAAAAUCACAUUAGACUUAAUGUAUCUCCUGUAGAUUAUGCUACAACAUGUAUUUAAGGGAAAAAAGGAGAUAAGGAAUUAGCAUUUCAUUAAAACCAUUAAUAACUUGUUAUUUCCACGUCCUCCUUCAUGCUAUUAAUAAGCUAUUACAUGAUUGAUACAGAAAUAAGAUGGUAUUACUCUCCUACAAUAUCAUGGCGAUGUUGUUACUGCUCUGUAAUGUAAAGUGCUUCAUUCAUGUGAAGUGAGAUGUGUGUGCCGUGUAAUUAUUCUGUCCAGACAGAUUUUUACUUUCAUGACGUCGUCCACUUUGUUUCGUGGCCUUUGAAUAAAAAACUCAAGUGCCACUGAAUGUUUCUCAAUGUUGCAAAUGUCCUUUGAUGAGGACAAUGAUGAGGAAAAUAAAAUAAAAUAAAAACACUGCUGCACAA
Solea senegalensis (Senegalese sole) is the source of this 4024-nucleotide messenger RNA. RefSeq names its product neuronal pentraxin IIb (gene nptx2b). The transcript is spliced from 5 exons. Lineage: Eukaryota; Metazoa; Chordata; Actinopteri; Pleuronectiformes; Soleidae. The record is from RefSeq and is a predicted model, not a curated record. Bases 284 to 1603 code for a protein of 439 amino acids.